Populus trichocarpa (black cottonwood) is the source of this 1079-nucleotide messenger RNA. Its product is annotated as syntaxin-52. NCBI's taxonomy places the organism in Eukaryota, Viridiplantae, Streptophyta, Magnoliopsida, Malpighiales, Salicaceae. Gene Ontology annotation, biological process: intracellular protein transport; vesicle fusion. The transcript has 6 exons. Gene Ontology annotation, molecular function: SNARE binding; SNAP receptor activity. Gene Ontology annotation, cellular component: endomembrane system; SNARE complex. The record is from RefSeq and is a predicted model, not a curated record. Bases 191 to 886 code for a protein of 231 amino acids.
UUCUAAUUAUUUACAUAAUUGCCACUCUUCUUAGAUUAGAAACCCCUUUGAUCGAUUUGUAGGUGUACAGGCGAGCCAGCAGAAGAAUUCUUCUCUUGAUUUUCUCUACGCAAACAGAGCUUAUGCACUAGAUACAUUUCUCAAUUCUCAACAAAUCAUCAGUCCCUUCUCGUUUUCUUGCUAAGGGGAAAUGGCGUCACCAUCAGAAUCAUGGAUGCAAGAAUUCAAUGAAGCAUCUAAACUUGGUGAUGAAAUCAGUGCUAUGAUUUCUGGGAAGAACUCUUUGCCUCAAUCAGGACCAGAAACACAACGGCAAUUCUCUGCGGCUCGGAGAAAGGCCACUAUUUUGAGGACCAAACUUGAUAUCUUGCAGUCCCUUUUGUCAGCACUUCCUAGCAAACAGCCAUUAUCAGGGAAAGAGAUGAAUCGGCGUCAAGAAAUGCUGAAAAAUUUGAGUACAAAAGUUAACCAGAUGGCUAGUGCUCUCAAUAUGUUCAGUGCUGCUAACAGAGAGAACUUGCUUGGGCCUGAUAGCAAGACAGAUGAUGUUAUUAAUAGAGCAUCUGGCUUCGACAACCAGGGUCUUGUUGGUUUUCAAAGGCAAAUCAUGAGAGAACAAGAUGAAGGCCUAGAAAAAUUAGAGGAGACGGUGAUAAGUACAAAACACAUUGCGUUGGCAGUCAAUGAGGAACUUACCUUGCACACUAGGCUUCUGGACGACUUAGACGAACAUGUGGAUGUAACAAAUUCCCGUUUACAGAGGGUUCAAAAGAAUCUGGCUAUCCUGAACAAACGCACCAAAGGUGGCUGUGCUUGCUGGGUCUUUCUGGUCAUUGCAAUUGUGAUUCUAAUUGUUGUCGUGUGGCUUUUGAUUAAAUAUUUGUAAUGUUAAGGAUAGUAAGCUCAACGUUCUGAUUUUGUUUUGGCCUUGUGUGCAAUUGCUUGGCAGAAACAGACAAUGUUUGUUAUUGGUCUUGUGGUUAUGAUUUAAGUGUGUGCUUAACUCAUGUAUGGAGAGGUAUCGGUGACUGUCAACUGGGAUGAUAAAUGGAUCGUAAUGGAUGUGUUUUUUUGAGCAA